CUUUGUACUUACAUUUGUUUACAAUAUGGCUGACUUUGAGUACGGAUUUCAUUCGGAUACUCCAGAUGAAGAGUCUUCUAUAUACAGUGAUGGCUUACCUCAACACUCACAAAAAGAAAUCCAUGAAUGGAUGGAAGUUAACAGAAAACUAAGGAAAAAUGGUUUACAGUCUGUUCGUGUUCUUUCAUCACAUGACAUCCCUGUUCAUUCAGGUCGUUAUGUCUGUUUCGAUUUGGAAUCCAGCCACUCUCUUAGAUCUUCUAUUAUAACACUUAUCAAUGAAAGUGAUCGUAAAGAAAAGAAGAUGCAAGAUCUGCUGAAGAAGAAUUCAGAACUUCAGAAAGAAACUGAGCAGUUGGUGGAGGAACUUGAAUUGGCCAACACAAAAGCUAAAGAUGUAAAAGUAAUGCUGGAAUGUUCCAGAGCUCGGGUGCAGAAUCUGGAGGAAGAAAAAUCAAGAUCAACAUCUCAGUACGCAGAUGAAGACGAAAGACUAAGAAACACUAAAUCAUCAAUAGCAAAUAAGUGUAGGACUCUUGAAGCUAAAGUCAUGGAGCAAGAAAAAGAAUUAGAUCGUUUGCGAAGGGAGGUUUACAUUUUUGCCCAAGAGGGUGAAAGCAGAAAAAAAAGGCAGAAACAGGUGUUUUUGGAUUUCAAAAAACGAGCACCUCGAUCGCAGUCAGCUGUGGACCAGAACUACAACAGAGUAGACCAUUAUCCCCGCUCAUGUCGGAAUAUGUUGUUGCUAGACAUUAUUGAUUCUUAUGAAAGCCAAAUAUACUCACUACAGAAACAAUUAGACGCCUUUAGAGACACUGAUAAGUCAUUUACUGUAGACAGAGCAUAUGCAACACAGCCUUCUUCAAAUUUUAAAGGGAUGAUAAGGUCUUAUGAGCGACAGAUUAAAGAAAAAGACAAGAAGAUAAAAGAACUUGAGGAAGAAAAAGAUAUCUUUAAGUUGGAUGUGGGAUUAAGACCAGAAUUGACAGACUACAGACUGCAAACGCAGAGGGUGAAGAAAUUAGAGCAGUUGCUUCAUCGCCAUAAUAUCAGUAUACCAGGAGAGAAAUCCAAUAAAGACCCAUUUAUACAGAGAAAAAAAUUUAGCACAAGAUUAGAAGACUUAGACUUUUUACCCCUGGAACAGUGCCAGUACUACCUCAAGAAUGUUUGUAAAGAGUGUGGGACUGACAACCUGGACUGCCUGACAGAUGUUAUCCAAGAGCUGAAGGAUGAACGUAACUCUGGUGGGCGUUUUCAUCAGUAUUGCAAGGAGUUUGCAAAUAUAGUUGAAAGUUUAAAUGACAAAAAUCAUAGAGGUCGCUCUUACAGUUAUGACAAAAAAGUUUCUUUGAUUUUAAGUGACAGUAACAUGAAAUACUACCUAGAGGUGGUUGACAACUGGAAGAAGGACAUUGCUGGACUGGGUGACCUACAGGAUGCCAUUAACCGCCUGCUGGAUAAAGUUGUGCCCUGGGUCAAAGCCCACAUGGAAGGAGAUCACAGUGUGGAUGAGAUGGUGGAGCUUGUUGAGAGGGUGAUCCAUGCUGAGAAAAGUGAAAUGAGACCACAGACUCUUAUGGAAGAGGUUUCUAGGUCAACACUUGAAAGCAUUGUCAGCCAUUUCCAGACACUGUUUGAUGUACCCAAAAUUUCUGGGGUUUUUCCUCGCAUGAAUGAAAUCUACAGAGUAAUAGGAGAGUCUCGCAAUGUUUUAAACACACUCAAAGACUUACUUGGCCUAUCUCCAGAUAUUCACAACUCAGGCCUGGUUGAUGCAGUUGGUCGACUGUUCCAUGCACACAACUCUACCACAGCUAAACAGCUUAAGAAAUUGAUGCAGACUGAUGACUUGAAUGGGAUCAUCAGAAGAUUAGAAGAGCAUUCAGAAUUUUUUCCUGCUUUCCAAGGAAUAAUACACAAACUUUUUGAUAUCUUAGGUGUCGACAAAAUGGAUGAAAUACUUCCAGCAGUUAGAGCGCUUAAACUUUUAGCCAAAUAAACUCAUAGACUAGAAUAAAACCUUACAACUUUGUACAAUCAAAUAAAAAUGGACAAAUUUCAAAACUGGUGAAGAUAUGAGGUUUCUCCAAGUUUUUGUAGUGCUAGUUCCUGUUACCUAUAACUGUUGUAUUCAUAGUUUUGUAAUCCACCAUCAUGUAUUUUACAGCUAUUGAUUUCAAUAUACCCCGAAAGUUUCAUUUGUGUGGAGCGUUUGCUAAUAUUAAGUGAGAGUGGGAAGUGACUGUCUAUUUUGAAAAAAUGCUAACAAUGGCAGAAGUUUGAAUCUAUUAAUAUCAAACCAAUCCCCACAGUAGUUUGGUCUGACAAAGAUCUUAAGAUCAAGUAGAAUCUUCUAAUUUUCUCAAAUAACUUCAAUCUUCGUCCUCAUAAUUCUUUGAGCAGAUUAUUAUUAAAUCUCUUCCAAUGUUGAAAGCUAUUAAAUCUCAAUUUGAACUAAUGGA
Molecule: messenger RNA, 2465 nt
Organism: Physella acuta
Lineage: Eukaryota; Metazoa; Mollusca; Gastropoda; Physidae
Product: centrosomal protein of 70 kDa
Biological process (GO): regulation of microtubule cytoskeleton organization; cilium assembly
Cellular component (GO): centrosome
Molecular function (GO): gamma-tubulin binding
Source: RefSeq, a predicted model, not a curated record